GCGGCCACCGCAGAAGAAGAAACUCCCCCAUGAAAUGAAAUUAAUUGAAAGAGUGUUGUAGACUUAUACAUCACGUAGUUUUUACUCAAACACGUUCGUUUAAAGUCUAUCGAAGGGUGCCGUUUGGAGAGAGAAUGUCAGGGAUACCUGCAGACACGUGGCAGCCGCAAACAGUGACUUUGGACACGACGAUGGGAUCGAUUGUGGUGGAGCUGUACUGGAGGCAUGCACCAAAAACCUGCAAGAACUUCGCAGAGCUGUCCAGAAGAGGCUACUACAUCAACACAAAGUUUCACCGAGUCAUCAAAGACUUCAUGGUGCAGGGAGGAGACCCAACAGGAACCGGUCGCGGUGGUGCCUCCAUAUAUGGUAAACAGUUUGAAGAUGAGCUGAACACAGAACUGAAAUUCACAGGUGGUGGUAUUUUGGCGAUGGCCAAUGCAGGACCAGACACAAAUGGAAGCCAGUUCUUCUUCACUCUCGGUCCCACUCAAUGGUUAGAUGGCAAGCACACUAUUUUUGGAAGAGUACGCCAGGGAAUGGGAUUGCUGAACCGAAUCGGGAUGGUGGAAACAAACGGUCAAGAUCGGCCGGUUGAUGACAUCAAAAUCAUCAGAACUAAUGUACCCAAUUAAACAAAUACUGGUUUUUUUUACACUGAUUUUUUUUUAAUUCAAUAAAUGUUUGAUAAAUGUCUGUCAUGUUUCUUAAGUGUAUGAAGCUGGCCUAGUAUUGAAAUUAUCAAUAUUUGACAGUUGUAUUUGUACCAACUGAAAUGUAGAGGAACAGACAAAAUUUCAGGCCUAGCUACAUUUCACUGUCAAAUAUAGAGCUGCAAUGAUUAGUUUAUUGACAAAAAAUGUAUUCGCAACUCAUUUGAUUAUGGUUUUUCAUUUUUCAAGCAAAAAUGCCCCAAAUUUGAUAAAUCCAGUUCAAUAAAUAAGAAAAUGUACUUUUCCAAGGUAAAAUAAAUAUCUUUUGGGUUGGGUUGAUCUGAUUAGAAAAAAUAUUUUUGAAGAUGUGACUGAAUCCUGAGAAAUUUCCUGAGAGUUUUCUAAUGUUUUAGAGACCAAACGAUUAGUGGCGGAAUAAAGAUAUUUAG
Messenger RNA from Anoplopoma fimbria (sablefish), 1102 nucleotides. It is a transcript of the gene ppil1, whose product is annotated as peptidylprolyl isomerase (cyclophilin)-like 1. NCBI's taxonomy places the organism in Eukaryota, Metazoa, Chordata, Actinopteri, Perciformes, Anoplopomatidae. Gene Ontology annotation, cellular component: catalytic step 2 spliceosome. Gene Ontology annotation, biological process: protein peptidyl-prolyl isomerization; protein folding. The coding region runs from base 135 to 635 and encodes 166 amino acids. The transcript is spliced from 4 exons. The record is from RefSeq and is a predicted model, not a curated record. Gene Ontology annotation, molecular function: peptidyl-prolyl cis-trans isomerase activity.